UGCAGGCACGGGUUCCUCCCUCUGCUGGGUGCCUGGUAGCCCCAGGGGUGACCAGGACCUAGCGGGGCCCCUGUCCCAUGCUGCUUCCCGCCAGCACCUCUGAUGUGUGCCCAGAGGAAUGUGUGUGCCAGCCCUUGGUCCAGCGCCUGCUCCUGAGGUGACACCUGCUGUGCACCGGCUGGUCUCCUUUCCCUGCCCUCACAGCUCCCUGCUUGGAAGCACAGCAUAAGAAGCUUCAGAGACAUCCUGGCUCACAGGCUCCGGGGUUCCUCCUGUACGAUCCAGCUCCUCUUUACUGAGCACCUGCCAGAACCUUCACUGAGUACUCUGCACACACCCUCACUGAGGCUCACGGAUGCCCUGCAGGGUCUCACAAAGUUGCUGAGGCUGGCCUUGAACUUGCUAUCUUCGUGCCUCAGCCACCGGAGCAGCUGGGAUCACAGGACAGCAGCCGCCCGGGAGCAGUGACCCGGGCGCCCCGCUAGGGCAACGGCCCCGCCCCACGGGCCGGGAUCAUGAAAGGCCUCGGUGACAACCGCCCCCGCCACCUUUCUGACAGCCUGGACCCGCCACACGAGCCGCUGUUCGCAGGGCCUGAUCGCAACCCCUACCUGCUUUCGCCCACCGAGGCCUUCACGCGCGAGGCCCGCUUCCCCGCGCAGAACCCCCUCCCAGGGGACGGCCUCUUCCCGCUCAACAACCAGCUGCCGCCGCCCAGCAGCACCUUCCCCCGCAUCCACUACAACUCCCACUUCGAGGUGCCCGAGGAGAGCCCGUUCCCCAGCCAUGCCCAGGCCACCAAGAUCAACCGGCUGCCCGCUAACCUCCUGGACCAGUUUGAGAAGCAGCUGCCCAUCCACCGCGAUGGCUUCAGCACCCUCCAGUUCCCCCGGGGAGAGGCCAAGGCCCGCGGUGAGAGCCCUGGCCGCAUCCGCCACCUGGUCCACUCUGUCCAGAGGCUUUUCUUCACUAAGGCACCCUCACUGGAGGGCACAGCAGGCAAGGUCGGUGGCAAUGGCAGCAAGAAAGGUGGCAUGGAGGACGGCAAGGGCCGCAGGGCCAAAAGCAAGGAGCGGGCCAAGGCUGGGGAACCCAAACGGCGCAGCCGCUCCAACAUCUCAGGCUGGUGGAGUUCUGACGACAACUUGGACGGCGAGAGUGGCGCCUUCCGCAGCAGCGGCCCAGCCUCCGGGCUGAUGACGCUGGGCCGCCAGCCUGAACGCACCCAGCCGCGCUACUUCAUGCAUGCCUACAACACCAUCAGCGGGCACAUGCUCAAGGCUGCCAAGAGCAACACCUCCGACCUGACUGCCCCACCACCCCCGCCAGCACCCCCCGCCACCUGCCCGAGCCUUGGGGUGGGCACUGACACCAACUAUGUCAAACGGGGCUCCUGGUCCACUCUGACCCUCAGCCACGCCCAUGAGGUCUGCCAGAAGACCUCGGCCACCUUGGAUAAGAGCCUACUAAAGUCCAAGUCGUGCCACCAGGGUCUAGCCUACCACUACCUGCAGGUGCCCGGCGGCGGUGGAGAGUGGAGCACCGCGCUGCUAUCCCCCCGCGAGGCGGAUGCCACCGCCGAGGGUCCCAUCCCGUGCCGGCGCAUGCGCAGCGGCAGCUACAUCAAGGCCAUGGGUGACGAGGACAGCGACGAGUCUGGUGGCAGCCCCAAGCCUUCACCCAAGACCGCAGCGCGGCGCCAGAGCUACCUGAGGGCCACGCAGCAGUCACUGGGAGAGCAGAGCAACCCACGCAGGAGUCUGGACCGCCUGGAUUCAGUGGACAUGCUGCUGCCUUCCAAGUGUCCAAGCUGGGAAGAGGACUACAACCCCAUCAGUGACAGCCUCAAUGACUCCAGCUGUAUCAGCCAGAUUUUUGGACAGGCCUCCCUGAUCCCCCAGUUGUUUGGCCAUGAGCAACAGGUACGGGAAGCAGAGCUGAGUGACCAGUACGAGGCAGCCUGCGAAUCGGCCUGUAGCGAAGCCGAAUCGGCAGCGGCGGAGGCUCUAGACUUGCCCCUGCCCAGCUACUUCCGCUCCCGCAGCCACAGCUACCUGCGGGCCAUCCAGGCAGGCUGCUCGCAGGAGGAGGACAGUGUCUCCCUGCAGUCCCUCUCCCCUCCGCCCAGCACAGGCAGCCUCAGCAACAGCCGCACGCUUCCAAGUUCAUCAUGCCUAGUGGCAUAUAAGAAGACCCCACCACCGGUCCCUCCACGUACCACAUCAAAGCCGUUCAUCUCCGUCACAGUCCAGAGCAGUACCGAGUCUGCCCAGGACACCUAUCUGGACAGCCAGGACCACAAGAGUGAGGUGACGAGCCAGUCGGGCCUAAGCAACUCAUCAGACAGCCUAGACAGCAAUACCCGACCACCAAGCGUGACGCGGGGCGGAAUCAUCCCAGCCCCUGAAGCCCCAGAGCCACCUCCAAAACAUGCAGCUUUGAAGAACGAACAAGGGACGCUGACCAGCUCCGAGUCUCACUCUGAGGCCAUCCCCAAACGGAAACUGUCAUCAAUAGGAAUACAAGUUGACUGCAUUCAGCCAGUGCCAAAAGAGGAGCCCAGUCCCGCUACCAAAUUCCAGUCCAUCGGGGUUCAGGUAGAGGACGACUGGCGAAGCAGCGCCCCCUCUCACAGUAUGUCCUCCCGACGGGACACAGACUCCGAUACCCAGGAUGCCAAUGACUCCAGCUGUAAGUCAUCUGAGAGGAGCCUCCCGGACUGUACCCCACACCCCAACUCCAUCAGCAUUGAUGCUGGCCCCCGGCAGGCCCCCAAGAUUGCCCAGAUCAAGCGCAACCUCUCCUAUGGAGACAACAGCGACCCUGCCCUUGAGGCGUCCUCGCUGCCCCCACCUGACCCCUGGCUCGAGACCUCCUCCAGCUCCCCAUCAGAGCCAGCACAGCCGGGGGCCUGCCGCCGAGAUGGCUACUGGUUCUUGAAGCUACUGCAGGCAGAGACAGAGCGGCUGGAAGGCUGGUGCUGCCAGAUGGACAAGGAGACCAAAGAGAACAACCUCUCUGAAGAAGUCUUAGGAAAAGUCCUCAGUGCUGUGGGCAGCGCCCAGCUACUGAUGUCCCAGAAAUUCCAGCAGUUCCGGGGCCUCUGUGAGCAGAACUUGAACCCUGAUGCCAACCCACGUCCAACAGCCCAGGACCUGGCAGGGUUCUGGGACCUGCUUCAGCUGUCCAUCGAGGACAUCAGCAUGAAGUUUGAUGAACUCUACCACCUCAAGGCCAACAGCUGGCAGCUGGUGGAGACCCCCGAGAAGAGGAAGGAAGAGAAGAAACCACCCCCUCCGGUCCCAAAGAAGCCAGCCAAAUCCAAGCCAGCAGUGAGCCGCGACAAGGCCUCAGACGCAGGAGACAAGCAGCGUCAGGAGGCCCGCAAGAGACUUCUGGCAGCCAAGCGGGCAGCUUCCGUGCGGCAGAACUCGGCCACAGAGAGCGCAGACAGCAUCGAAAUUUAUGUCCCUGAGGCCCAGACCAGGCUCUGAGACCAUAAAGAAAGAAGGAAGGAAACAAUUUUAAAGUGUUUAAAAAACACACAAAAAAAAUCUUAAUGAGAAUGGAACAAAAUUUUCUCAACCUUUAGUAUGGUUAUUCUCUUUAGAGACCCUGAGCCAACUUUCAAAUUGAAGCAUACAAGGGCUCACGAUUUGGCUUUUUUGGGUCCCUCCCAGCUUUAGGUUAUGAAGACUUCACACACACAAAUUCAACAAAGCUAAAAACUCUCUUCCCUCCCGCUGGCCGUGGUGGACUGGACAGGUGGACUUCGGCAACUCCCGGCCCAGCCUCAGACUGCGGUCUUUUUACUUGUUCUAUCUAAUGAGAACUUCAACUAGCUUGUUUACAAGACGACGACCGUCCAAGGGCAGCCUUGGGCACCUGCCAUGUCCCUCCUUUUCCCAGCUACCCCGCGCUCACCUUGGAUUUUUCAUUCUUACAUUUUUCUUUUCCCUUCAGAGCUCACACAGGGGACGCCACCGUGGCCAGCGGCUUCUGCGUCUCCACCUCUGGGGUUGAGGCCGGGAGAGCAGAGGGCGGGACGGCUCCCCCCCCACCAAGUGCUCACACACAGUCUCCACGCACGCACUCACGCACGCACACGCACAGGCGAGGGCCUCCCGCUGCCCCAGGCGACGUCGGACAGGACUUGCCUCUGAGCAGAUGAGGAACGCGCUGGUGUCUGGGGGAAUGAGGCAGAACCACGGUUGCGCGUCCAGACUCCAGUCUUUCCCUUCUCUCCAGCCCCUUCUUCCUUCAGCAAAAGAAAAUUUAGGACUCAGAGUGGCUUCCAGGGGCUGGCUGUCCUUGGCCGCACCUGUGUCCAGUGCCCAAGGGCAGGUGGCGGUGUCUGUACGUAUGUGUACAUAUGCACAUAGACCUUAGAGUGUAUAUUUAACAACGCCCUCUGCCCACCUGCCACCUGCGCCACCACCGGCUCUCGGGGCACCUGGCAGGAGGCGGGUGUGUGAAUAGCAUAUAUUUUUACAUGUACUAUAUCUAGGUGUGUGUACAAGUGUGUGUAAAAAUAUAGACCUUGUGUGUAAGCAGCCCCCCCCUUUUUUUUUGUCCCUCCCACCCACCCCCGCCAGCCCAGCCUCUUGAGUUUUCCGUCCGUUCUGUUUUUUUAACCCAAUCCUCCCUCUCCCUGCCCCAUCCCUUCUCCCGGGUGUCAGGAGCCCUGAGCUGCAGAGGCCCGGGCCUACAGGGCGGGGUGGGGCAGGCCAGGCAAGGGCAGCGGGGCACUGGGCAUGCCAGGGGCUGCUCGGUACUGGGCAUACAACUCCAGGGCAUUGGAGACAUCCUCUUGUCCGGCGCGUGCUGCAGGGGGUCCCCCUGGGUGAACCAAGGGCCUGCUCUGGGGCCCCAAUCCAGCUUGGCCGCCGUCUGUGACCUUGGGCAAGUCACUUGACCUCUGUGUGCCUCAAUUUCCUCCUCUGUAAAAUGGGGACAGUCCCUGCCCCUCCCUACCUCACAGGCAUGUUGUGAGAAUAAAUGAGGUAAAGUGUA
This is a messenger RNA of Ictidomys tridecemlineatus (thirteen-lined ground squirrel), 5013 nucleotides long. The record is from RefSeq and is a predicted model, not a curated record. Lineage: Eukaryota; Metazoa; Chordata; Mammalia; Rodentia; Sciuridae.